GCACUCACAUUAAUUCGAUCGAUGCACCACUACUGCGUAGCUGAUCAUCCGCUCCUCUGCUAUAUAUAUCUUUCUUUCUUGCUUUCUUUCUUUCUUUCCUAAUUAAGGUUGUAGAAGAUCGAUCAAGCGACGACGACAUGAACAGAUCAUCGCUGGAUUUUGAUAAUAUUGUCGGCGUCAAAAAGGGUCCUUGGACUCCGGAGGAGGAUCUGAUCCUCUUCGCCUACGUCCAAGAACAUGGCCCUGGAAACUGGAGAUCGGUGCCUGCCAACUCUGGGUUGAUGAGGUGCAGCAAGAGCUGCAGGCUGCGGUGGACGAACUAUCUGAGGCCUGGAAUCAAGCGAGGCAAUUUCACCGAACAGGAGGACAAGGUCAUAGUGCAUCUCCAAGCUCUGUUGGGGAAUAGGUGGGCGGCGAUAGCUUCGUACCUUCCGGAGAGGACGGACAACGACAUUAAGAACCACUGGAACACCAACCUGAAGAAGAGCAAGAGGCCGAGGGAGGCGGAGGGCGGCGAGGGGAGGGGGCAGUGGGAGCGCUGCCUGCAGACGGACCUCCACAAGGCCAAGAAGGCCCUGUGCGAGGCGCUGGCGAUGGAGGCGACUGCGGUGGCGCCGCAGGAUCACAGCAGCAGAGGGAGCAGUACUUCCGACGCCUCCGCCUCGCCAUCGCCAUCGCCGGCAGCGGAGAAGGGUGUUUGCCCGGAGGUGGAGUGGGGGAGCGGGAUCUGCCAGCUUAAGCCAACGCCCAUCAUCCUGUUCGAGUCGUGGCUGUUCGACGAUAGUUUGGAUGGCGUCGAAAUGUCGUAGUUAGCCUUCUACUAUUUCCUAGAGAUGUGCCGCCGAGAUGAAGCCAUGCAAUGGAUGCUCUACUUCCUAAAUGUAAUUAAUGAAGCUAAGGUGUUAAUUAAGUUUGAUAAAUAAAUCACAUAUAUAGUGUUGGCAAUGGUAUAGGGUACCUUCUAAGUUUGUUAGGCGAUUA
Molecule: messenger RNA, 981 nt
Organism: Zingiber officinale
Lineage: Eukaryota; Viridiplantae; Streptophyta; Magnoliopsida; Zingiberales; Zingiberaceae
Product: myb-related protein 306-like
Exons: 2
Coding region: 138-809 (223 amino acids)
Biological process (GO): response to auxin
Source: RefSeq, a predicted model, not a curated record